This is a messenger RNA of Rotaria sordida, 7248 nucleotides long. Lineage: Eukaryota; Metazoa; Rotifera; Eurotatoria; Philodinida; Philodinidae. The record is from the annotation of a GenBank genome assembly.
AUGAACUUGUUCGAAUUUUUAGUUUUACCAAAUCGAGAAGAUAUUAUUCGAAUUCGGAGUCUCAAAGAUUAUUUUAAUGAAUUUAGUCAUAGAAAAUAUCCUGAUCUUUUAUCAACCAUAGAUCAUGCUGAUGCAUUUGGUGUAUAUUAUGCCUCUCAAUCAUCGGCAAUGAAUGAAAGUAUACAACAAAUUACAGCUCAAGCUGAACGAGAUAAACAACAGAAAAUACAGGAAGUCACAAAUGCUAAAGAACGAUACACACACCUUAUGAAUUCAAUUAAUGGCCGUCCAUGUACAUGUAGUUAUAGGUAUGGUUAUCGAGAAACAUGUAAUACAUGUUCAAUUCGGGAACAAGCUGCAAACAUUAAAGUACAUAUUUAUGAAUGUCCAUUACCAUCCGAACGCGAACAAGCAUUGGCCGUUAUUUUUGAAUUACAAAUGCCAAUUGAAAUUCGAAAUUAUCGUGAUAUCCUCUGGCAAUUUAUCAAUCGUCCAAAACCGCAUCCAUCACAUAAUAUGCACGAAUGGUUAAGUGUUCCUCCUCAUGCAAGCAAGUUAGGAUCGUUCUAUAAUGGUCCAAGUAACUGCAAAGUGAAAUUAGUAUCCUCUACAAAAUCUGUAACGCAAACUUAUCAUUCCUAUCCACCAUCCAUUGCUUCUACAUCUAUCGAAGGUUUUUUACAUGAAAAUAGUUUGACUGUUGAAAUCUUGCCAACAAAACCAAUUGGAUUCGAUGAUGAAUGUCGUAUAUUAACGCCUCAACUUAACCAUCCAGAUUACAAACAAUUACAAUUUACAAUAAAUACUACAAAAUUUCUUCAAAAUCAUGUAACUGCUAAACUGUCCGAUUGUUCAAUACGAAUGAAACCUAGUCAGUUUAUAGAAUUUGGUUCAUUUAGAUCAGGUCAUCGUUUACAAUGGUGGAAUCUUUUGGCAAUAUUUGAAAUGGACUCAUUGCCUAUUUCUGAAGAAAGUGUGACAAUAUUGAUUAUGCAUUCAAUAUGGCAAUACGGUCCACAGACAAGUAAUGUUAGUUUAUCCAAUAAUUCUUGGUGUUCAGAAUCACAUGAACAACUAUUAGAAGAUCAUUUUAUUGACGAAUUAGUUACGAGAUUAGAUCGUCGUUUAGAUGAUUACGAAUUAAAUCGGCAAAAUGAAUUGGUAUUAGUAGCUAUUACAAUGAUUACUAUGAGAAUGUUAAGUAUUUGUAAUUCAACAAAACAAAAUAAAAUAGCUGAUUUAGCAAUGAAAUGUCGUAGAAUCGGUGAGAAAUGGAUUGUUCUUAUUUCGGAGAAUAUUCAAACCGUAUUGUCUUCAGCCUUUAAUGAAAUAGAAAAACUACGUCUGAAAAUUGUAAUUAUUGGUAUUUCAUGCAUCUUAACAUUUUCAACCAAUUCUGAUCGAUUACAAUAUUUAUUGUCACCGAAUGAACAUAUCGUAUCUCUAGUAAAAUCAGCAACUACUAUUCAUGAUAAUAUUAUUCUAAACAAGAAUCAAUCUAAUAUGAGUACAUGCAUGAGAAAUAUUAUGAGAUUUAGCGAACAUGUCUUAGUAAUGGUACAGCCAAUAAUUGCUGAAAUUCUUCAGAAAACAUUUUAUCAAAGUUUAAAUGAUUUUGCUACUAUAUAUUGGGCUGCCAUGAGGAGCAAAGGUACUAUGAAUGGAAAAUGGGAAAAACGAAAACAAGAUCCUUAUGAUGGUUGGUAUGAUUGUCGAUAUGAAUCAAGAGUUAUAUCGAUUGAUUGUAUUAGAGGAACUUUUUUAGUUGAUAAUAUGGCCAUAGGCUAUUUACCUGAAAAUAUAACAACGAAUGAAUUAUUUACACGUGUAUUUGGUAAUCAUAUUUUUGAAGUUCAAUUGGCUGAAUUACCUAAAACUUAUAUUACUAAACAUUCGUAUCAUGGUAAUGGAAAAGCUCAAUAUGAAUUUUGUUUCAAUGAUCAAAACAAAUGUUUGAAAGUUACUGAACGACAUAUACAGACAAAUGAGAUGUUUCGAUUAAUUCCUCAUACUUGUUUUCAAAAAGAACUGCCUGAUAUGUUUGUCUCGAAACAUAGUCAUUGGUUGAACAUAAAAACUGAGAUAGUCGAAUUUCGACCUAUUCAUUUUAAAGAACCUGACUUUUUAGAUAACAGACCAUAUAUUUUAUCAUUGGAAAGUGGAUAUAUUAUUACUACUGUAGAAAAUAAUACACAAAUUUUAAUUAAUCAAUCAUCAACAUUCUUUCAAAAAUUAUUUAAUCGAUAUUUUAAUCGUCUCGAUGAUAAACCCUAUGUUUACAUGAUGCGCGGCAAUAUUUCCUCUCAGACUGAUAUGAUUAUUUACAUUCAUUUAUCUCGUUUAGGCAUUGCUUUUGAAUACAAUACUUCAACCAAUAUUAUAAAAUCUCGUGAAUAUUCAGAUAUGUGUGUUGAUAAAGAUCAAUGGUUAGGAACUUUAACAGGUCUAACAUUUGGUCUUCUCUUAUCACCAUUACUAACAAAUAAUUACAGAUUGGAUCAUUAUCCAUAUCGAAAAUUGAUUGUACCUUUUGGCACGCUUCAAAGUAAAAUAUUAAAUUACAACAUGAAUCAUCAAACUAUUACAAUAGACCGAUCCUCUUCAAUAUCAUUUCCUCAUAAAUAUUUUGUUUUUAUUUUUAAUGAUCGAUUAAAAAUAUUUCAAUCAACGGAUAGUCCUACUGGAUGGCUUUAUUUAGCAUUGUUACAUGGAAUGACUUCUCAUCCUUUACCAGAUCAAUAUACUGGAAUGACUGGAAUGGAAAGAGCUUUUCAAUUAUUCAAUUCAGCUGGUUGUUGGUCCGAUCAACCUUUUGAUGAAGUUUCAUUAAAUAUUCUUUGUCAAAUUGCAUCCAUUUCUCCAAAGGUUGAUUAUUAUCCACAAAAAAUGACUAUUAUGGAAAAAAUAGAUUGGAAUACAAAUGGUUUACCCUAUUCGAUGCAACAUUUCGGUGAUUAUUUAAUAGCAAAAAAGCUAAUCGAUAGUCGUCAAAUAUUCAAUUUUAUGUAUCCAUCGAUGAUAUCACAUAAAAUGCCAGAACUAUUUCAAGGAAAAAUAUACAAUGAAAUAUUAUUAAAAAAACUAUAUUGGAAUUAUCGCGAUUCAUAUAAUCCUACAGCGAGAUUAUCCGUAGAGAUGGAGGAUGAUAUCUUAAGUAGUAGUUCAGUGACACUAUAUCGUCCGGCUUUGGAACAUUGUUCACAUAUUAGUAACUAUCGUGCUGUCCAUCUUGUAGAUGACCUAUACAAUAAUGGAUAUGUAAAUCUUAGAGAUUGUUCGAAUCAGCAUUGGUUACCCUUGUCUCAAUGGCUGACUGUUAAAAAUAAUUUGAAAAAUUUUUGGAUUGGCUUAUUAAAAUUAGCUGACCGUAUUAAAACAGUAACGACUGAGAAAUCAAUUGAUCAAAUAUUUUUACGAAAUGCUGAACAAAAAUUUCAUUAUUUCAAUGCAGGUAAUUUUAAUCAAACAACUAAAUUUGUUCAAAGAACUGAUCGACAAAAUACAUUUCCAGAAGAAAUUUGUUCUUCUAUGAACAAACAAGACAAUAAUCUAAGUGAAAUAACUAAUUAUUUUAAAAAUCAAUUAUCUCAAAGUUGGAACAAAUUUCUUUUGGACAAUCAAUAUGAGAAAAGAUAUCCUUCAAUUAAAAAAAUCAUUGAACUUCUUGAUUCUUUUCGAGAAGAAUCUAUCAAACUCUGGAAUGAAUUAUUUAACCCUCUUACAUUAUUAUAUAAGCAAUUAUUUGAAAUAGGUCUAGUUUUAAGAAUCACACCAACAACUCUUAUAUCUCUACUUCAAGAAAAAAAAUCUUUAUCAUUUGUAUUGACUACCGAACAAUGCACAAUACUUGGUGGUAUUAUUGUCAAUUGGACAUUAGAACAACAAAUGGAAAGAAUUUUAUAUUUUGCAAUUCAUAAAAAAUGGGAAGAUUUUAAAAAAGAAAUAUCACAUAUACCACAUUCAAAUUGGAAACCAUCUGAAUAUAUUUCUUGGCUUAUUUUAGAAUUAGAAAUGAAUAUAACUAUACGUGAAAUGCAAAUAAAAGUAGCACAACAUAUGAUACAACCAAAUAUGAAAAUAAAUGAUUUAUCAGUACGAAAUAUAGUUAUGCAAAUGAAUAUGGGUGAAGGAAAAACAUCAGUUAUAUUACCAAUGUUAGCUGUUAAUUUAUCUUCAUCUAAUUCGAGUUUAGUUCGUAUUAUAGUACUUAAAUCAUUAUUUCCAACAAAUUAUCAAUCAUUACGAUAUAAAUUAGGUGGUUUAUUGAAUCGACGUAUUUUUCCAUUUCCAUGUCGUCAUGAUAUGAAUUUUAAUAAUGUACAAAUAAAUGAAAUUUUUAAACGUUUUCAACGAGGAUUACAAAAUUGUGAUAUUAUAUUAACUUCACCAGAAGAUAUUCUUUCAUUUGAUUUACUCACCAUUGAUAAAUGUCGAAGAAAUGAAUUUGAUAUUGGUAGUUCUAUGUUAAUAGUUCAACGAUGGUUAAAAAAAUAUGUUCGUGAUAUAUUAGAUGAAUCAGAUGAAAUUUUACAUGUUAAAUAUCAAUUAAUUUAUACUGUUGGUAGUCAACAACAAAUUGAUGGAGGUGCAGAACGUUGGAAAACUAUUCAAACAAUUCUUGAAUUAGGGAAAAAACAUGCUGUUGAUAUUUCAAAAUGUUUCUGCGAAAAUGUUUAUUACAAAUCAUCUGAACGAAAAAGUACAUUUCCACAAUUUCGUUUACAAUCAUCUGAACCAUUUUCAUUACUUUGUCAAAAAAUUGCAAAUGAUUGGAUUGAUAGUAGAAAUUAUCGUUAUACAGAUAAAUCAAUUAUAUUAUCAUUUAUUUUAGAAACAUAUUUAUCAGUUGAAAAUCUUAUUGAUAAAUUUCCACGUCUUGACAUUCAAUUAUUUCUUAUUAUUCGUGGUUUAUUAUCAUCUGAAGUUUUAUUAGUUGCUUUUAAAAAACGAUAUCGAGUUAAUUAUGGUGUUAAUACAAAUCUAUCUUUUAAUCGUUUAAUGGCUGUACCAUUUCGUGCAAAAGAUGUUGUAGCUGAUAGAACUGAAUUUGGCCAUCCUGAUGUUGCGUUAGUAUUAACACAACUUUCAUAUUAUUAUUCAGGUUUAAACAAUUCACAAUUAUCACAAUGUUUCAAUCGUUUAAAUGAUGAAGAAACUGAUCCUACAUCGAUUUAUGAUCAAUGGAUUUUAUAUGAAGAUGAAAAAGAUAUACCAAAUAAUAUUAAACAAUGGAAUAGAGUUAAUUUAAAAGAUUAUCAACAACAAAUUGAUUAUCUAUUUCCUACAUUUCGAUAUAAUAUGUUAGUUAUUAAUUAUUUUCUUAAUUAUUUUGUAUUUCCUCGAGAAGCAAAACAAUUUCCAUAUAAAUUAGUUGCUUCUGCUUGGGAUUUAUCUUCAUCUUUACGAUCACAAUUAAUUACUGGAUUUAGUGGAACUAAUGAUACACAAUUAUUACUUCCUAUUCAUAUUCGACAAUAUGAUUUACCGGAACUUCAAAAAACAGAUGCAAUUGUUGUUAAUAAUUUAUUACAAAUUGAAAAUGAAAAUUAUCAAUUUUUAUCAAUUAAUGUAACAUCAGAAAAUAUUUUAAAACAAAUUAUAGAAUACAAAGAAAUCAUAAAUGUUAUUUUAGAUGUUGGAGCAUUAUUUAUUGAUGGAACUAAUCAAGAUAUUGCUAUUAAAUGGUUGAAUUUAUCCGAUAAAAAUAUAAUUGAUUAUGUUGUUUAUUUUGAUUCAGAUUCAAUUAUUGUUUGUGAUCGUCAAUUUCAUCGUCAUCCAUUUGUAACAUCUCCAGCAAGUGAACGAUUAGAUCGUUGUAUUUUUUAUUUAGAUGAAAUUCAUACUCGAGGAACUGAUUUUAAAUUUCCUCAAGUUUUUAAAGCUGCUGUUACAUUAGGAAAUGGUUUAACAAAAGAUCGUUUUGUUCAAGCAUGUAUGAGAAUGAGAAAAUUAGGUCAUGGUCAUUCAUUAAUAUUUUGGAGUUCAUAUGAAGUUCAUCAACAAAUUAAAAAUCAAGAAAAUAAUACAAAUGAUUCGAUUAAACUGAUUGAUAUUCUUCGUUGGGUCUAUGAAAAUACUCAACAAUCAACUUGGGAUGGUUUACAUCAUUGGGCUACACAAAGUUUAAAUAUUCAAAGAAAUAUUUCUGCAUUUCAACAUAUUGAUUGGUAUAAUGAUGAACAGAUAUUUACUGACGUAUUGAUGAAAGAUUUAGCUGAAGAAUGUUCAGAAUCUGAAAUUAUUGAACUCAUAAAAAUGUAUGGAGUUUCGAAAAAACUACAAACAUUAUUCGAAAUUCAUUAUAAUCGAUAUGAACAAGUUCAUCAUGAUUAUUGUGGAACAAAACAACGUUUAUCACAAUUAUUAGAUGAAGAACAACAAAGAGAAUUAGAACAAGAAUUAGAAGAAGAACGUCAACUAGAACGUCCACCACCUGUUACUCCAUUUGAACCUAUACUCCAUGAGGAAAUUAAACGAUUAUGUAAUACAAAUAGUGCUAUGAUGAAUCUAAUACAAUAUCCUCGUGUAUUUCGUCAUUUAUCAUAUGCUUUCAUUGACACAACAUUUGUUAAUGAUUGUCAAGUUAACAAUUGGCAAGAAAAUUUUUGGAUUUCAACUGAAUUUCAACGUGUAAUUGAAACUAAAGGAGAAUUAUUAAAUCCAUUUUUACGUCCUCCACGAUGGAUUAUUAUCUAUCGUAACCAGCAAUUAAUUUUUCUUAGUGCUUUGGAAGCCAAUUGGUUAAUAGGCCAUUUAAACUCUCUUGAUCAUAAACGAAAAUCUAGGCGGCAAUCGAUCACAACAUUACGAUUAUUAUUACCUCGGAUUAAACGAGUUCAAUCAAUUUUUAUCAAUGUGCCAAGUCUCACCAUACCUCCAAUGAUUGAACAUCCUAAUGGUGUUGUUCCUUUCUUUAUACCACUCGAAUGGUUAGUUCAAUUAUUUAUUUUUAAUGGUACACUUUAUUUUGAAACAGUUGAUGAACAGACAGCUUAUUGUCAAUGUUUAAGUUUAUGUCCGAAACCUCGAACGGUGAAAGAAGAGGAAGCAUUUAAAAAUGGUUGGAUUGAUGUCGAUGGCUUUGUUAGUAAUUCUGAACAUCGUCAAUAUUUGAAAAUGUAUAAAGUUCGAUUCCAUUGCAAUUUACUAACAUUUGUCAAACAGAUCAUUGAAAAUCGAAAUAAUUCACAUGCAUCUAUAUCAUCACAUGUUGGUAGUAUUAUUCUUAAUUCACUAAAACUUAUUUAA